CUAUUCUCAUAUUUCUAAAACGAUCUUUCGUCUCUCCGCACCGCACCCCCUGAAGGAAGGCUGAGAUUCGUCGAUAGGGUUCUUGAUUUGAGCUUUGAGAAGUCUACUAUAUAUACUUGAUGAGGCCUCCUCUUCAAAGUGGAAACCCCACCAUGGACACAUAUGAUUGGAGAACUCAAAUGACACCUGUUUUACGAGGGAAGAUCCUCAAGAAAAUAGUUAAAACAUUAAAGAAGCACCUUAACGAGCACAAAGCCGUCCAUAUUGCUGGUUCUUUCGAGGAUAGAACUUUCAGAUGUGCUGUUAACCAGACUGAUUACCUUCGGAAAAUAUCAAGGAAGCUACUAAAACUGGAGCAAAAUGCAACUGGUUCUUCCCCAUCUAUCCCUGCCGGUAAUAACGGACACUUGAUGGAUGAUAACAAUCAGAGGCCUUCUAUUCCAAAAGAAGAACCUGCCAUGGACACAUGUGACUGGAGAACUCAAUUGCCCCCUGAUUCACGUCAGAAGAUUGUCAACAAGAUAAUCGAAACACUAAAGCAGUACCUUCCCCUUCCAUCUUCUUUAUCUGGACUAGAGGAGCUCAGAAGAAUUGCAACCAGAUUCGAGGAGAGUGUUUUCAGCGGUGCUUUAAACCAGACUGAUUACCUCCAGAAAAUAUCCAUGAAGAUGAGAACUCUUGGGACUAAGUCGCAAAAUGCAGCUGGUUCUUCCUCAUCAUCUAUCCAUGCCGCUGCUAAUAAUGUAACAUCCAUGGAUUCGGGAGAACCUGCCGCGAACACAGAUGACUGGAGAACUCAACUGCCACCGGAUUCACGCCGAAGUAAUGCCUACAAGAUAAUGGAAACACUAGAGAAACAAGUUCCAAAUCUUGGGCUACAAGGAAUUAACGAGCUCAUGAGAAUUGCUGUCAGCUUCGAGGAUUUGAUUUUCAAAAAUGCUAUAAAUCAGGUGGAUUACUUUCGCAAAGUAUCAUUCAAGAUGUUGAGUUGUUGAAGAGGGCGAUUAACAUUUCAGACUUAUUAAAUAUUUUUAUUUUUUUCGUUGUAUUUUACUGAUCUAAACAAUAUUUGUUAUGAUUGACUAAAAUAAGAAGAAAAUUCGAAUG
This is a messenger RNA of Camelina sativa (false flax), 1107 nucleotides long. RefSeq lists its product as uncharacterized. NCBI's taxonomy places the organism in Eukaryota, Viridiplantae, Streptophyta, Magnoliopsida, Brassicales, Brassicaceae. Gene Ontology annotation, molecular function: transcription coactivator activity; chromatin DNA binding. Gene Ontology annotation, biological process: regulation of DNA-templated transcription. The record is from RefSeq and is a predicted model, not a curated record.